AACCUCAAAACUUUGAUGUCAAUUGUCAUCUGAUUUUUAAUUUUUCGCAGAAAAGAGUAUGCCGCUUGGAAAAUUUGGAAAAAUUACUCUUUCGUGGUAAAUACCUGCUUAAUAAUACCAUUAGAGUCCCUGAAUUUCAAAGUGUUUAUGGUGGUUAGCAGUUACAGUGACAAGUUUAUCGCUAUUUGGAGUUGCAAAGAACGCAAUAAAUGCCCGUCGUCUGGAGAAUAUGAAAGCGCGUGAACGUAUGCGCAGGUCUAACGAGGGUGAAUAUCCUGAUUUAUACAGGAAAUUGUGAAGGUAUAUAUAACUUAUUUAUUAAAAAAUUAAGUGAGAAAACAUAACAAUGGCUGUUCCUCAAUUGGAUCCGGCUAAACUCCAGCUGGUGCAGGAUUUGGAAAUUGAGAUGAUGUCAGACAUGUAUAAUCGUCUUGUCGGUGCAUGCCAUCGUAAAUGUAUUCCUGUCAAAUACCAUGAACCUGAGCUUGGGAAAGGUGAAUCAGUCUGUCUUGACCGAUGUGUAGCUAAGUACUUAGAUGUCCAUGAGCGCAUCGGGAAGAAGCUUUCGAACAUGUCACAAGGGGAAGCUGAAGACCUAACUAAAAUGAACCUUCCGGAAAAGAAAUAGUAAUAUAUAAAUUACAGACAUGCCAUGAAUUGUUUUUUUUUAAAUUAUAUUUAGAACAAAGGUAGAAUUAGUAAAAGCAAAAAUAUAGGUGUAUUUUGUUUUGACAUAUUUCUUUUUUUUUCUUGAAGACAAGUUUUAGUUACAAAAAUGCUUGCAAUUAAUAAAAACCAAUACAUAUGUCUACCUCAAUAAAUAAAAAUCAAUUCAUAGCAAGUUUGCAAAUUUAAUGUGCAUUAAAUAAUGCCUAAUUAUUUUCAUGUACAAAUUAAGAAUUGUAAAAUAAAUCUGUUCAAGUUGUCUUGUUCAGGUGUUAACAACUUGAUGUAUGUACGAUACUGCAUUUUGUUUAUAUUAUAUUAUUAUAGUGUUGAAAAUUAGUAUUUAGAAAUAAAAAG
Molecule: messenger RNA, 1023 nt
Organism: Vanessa atalanta (red admiral)
Lineage: Eukaryota; Metazoa; Arthropoda; Insecta; Lepidoptera; Nymphalidae
Gene: Tim10
Product: mitochondrial import inner membrane translocase subunit Tim10
Exons: 4
Coding region: 347-628 (93 amino acids)
Biological process (GO): protein insertion into mitochondrial inner membrane
Cellular component (GO): mitochondrial inner membrane
Source: RefSeq, a predicted model, not a curated record